Messenger RNA from Glossina fuscipes, 915 nucleotides. RefSeq lists its product as uncharacterized. The coding region runs from base 94 to 447 and encodes 117 amino acids. NCBI's taxonomy places the organism in Eukaryota, Metazoa, Arthropoda, Insecta, Diptera, Glossinidae. The transcript is spliced from 2 exons. The record is from RefSeq and is a predicted model, not a curated record.
UCUUUUGUGAUCAUAAUAUUUAUUUACAGGUCAUUCAACUAGAAAAAAUCAAGCAUUUUCAAAGAGCAUUACGGAUACGAAUGAAAGCUUAAAAUGAAAGCAAUUUUAAAACGACGCAUUAAAGAGACGUCUGCGGAAAUGGGUCAUCAAUCCGAUUUGAAUAUUCCUACUCUUGAGUCAGUUUCUGAACGGCUCGAAAAUUGUAAGCGUGAGCUGAAAAUUGUAAAGAUGUUCCACAAUGCCACUAUUAAUAUCGAACAGGAGAAAAUGCACCGCAAUAAGGAAGACCUUUUUAAGCUGAAGAAGCGCUAUAAGGCUAUGGUUUUGGAAGAAAUUGAGAUGAAAAGGAAGCGUUGGUGCCCUUGCGGGAAAGAGGCCUUAGAUCGUCAUCUACGUUACUGCAGUCAAAAAUGCAAGGAUCAAUACAUAAACGAUAAAGGAAAGUAAAUGUCGUUCUUGUUGUUUGUUUUUCCAAUCGGAAAUAAAAAAUAUCAAACAAUUUGAAAAAGAAAAUAUUCUUGCAUAUUUCAUUUUAAGCGAUUAAAGAUCUCUGACCAGUUCAGUCCGCUAGUUGUAGACUAAAAUAUGAUUUUAGGAAAUUAUUCAGGGAGUUUCUGCUGCUCGUACGAUUUAAUCAGCUGUUGCGUCAAAUAAACUAUGUGGAAGACGCCAAAUACGAAAAUCGCCAAUAACGGUAAUGUGCAAUCUGUCGAUCUUUGCCUUUAUUGCGUAACAUUGUUCUACGUAAGUACUCGCAUAUAAGUAGACCAUCAGAGUUUUUAUAAAGACAUGCACUAUUGCAAUGUUGCUUUGGAGGAUAUAUUGGAUGUAUUUGGCAACCAUUGUUCAAGGGCGGUCUAAAUGAAUUUCUGCUUCUCUUCCCUGACUGAAGAUUAGAACAUAACCUUGUUCGUC